AUGAAAGCCAUCGGAAGCGGCGGCGAGUGGUGGUGGAACCUCCCGUCCCUCCGCCGCAAGAACGACUCGCGCCGCCGCGGCCGCCGCAACCAAGACGCUCGCGGCCGCCGCCGCGGGCCCCCGCGGGAGCCGCUCUCGUCGUCGUCGUCGUCGGACUCCGUCGGCCAAAGCCGUGGCUGGCCCCUCGACUUCCCGUUCCAGCAGGCCGUGACCGCCGCCUGCCUCACCCUCACCGGCGACACAAUGGCGCAGGUCCACCGCCGCAUCGUCGACCGCCGGAAACGCGGCCCCGAACCCGACAGCAAGGCUCUUGUGCCGGAUCUGUUGCUCAACCACGAUUGGCUUCGUGGGCUUCGUAUAGCAUCUUACGGAUUUCUUCUCUAUGGUCCUGGCUCAUAUGCAUGGUAUCAGUUUCUCGACAAAAGCAUGCCCAAGCAAACACUCGCGACUCUGUCCGCUAAGGUCCUACUGAACCAGAUUGUUCUUGGUCCAUGUGUCAUCUCUGUAAUUUUUGCCUGGAAUAACUUGUGGUUAGGAAAAUUGUCAGAAUUGCCAUCGAAGUAUCAGAAUGACGCCCUUCCCACUCUUCUCGAUGGGUUUAAAUUUUGGAUUCCAGUAUCGAUUGUUAACUUUGGGGUGAUUCCUUUGCCAGCUCGUGUUGCCUUCAUGUCCUCUUGUUCCAUCUUUUGGAACUUCUAUUUGUCGACCACAAUGAACAAAUGA
This is a messenger RNA of Triticum turgidum subsp. durum (durum wheat), 723 nucleotides long. NCBI's taxonomy places the organism in Eukaryota, Viridiplantae, Streptophyta, Magnoliopsida, Poales, Poaceae. The record is from the annotation of a GenBank genome assembly.